Arthroderma uncinatum is the source of this 3846-nucleotide messenger RNA. Its product is annotated as spastin. NCBI's taxonomy places the organism in Eukaryota, Fungi, Ascomycota, Eurotiomycetes, Onygenales, Arthrodermataceae. The coding region runs from base 1 to 3846 and encodes 1281 amino acids. The transcript is spliced from 5 exons. Gene Ontology annotation, cellular component: mitochondrial outer membrane. Gene Ontology annotation, molecular function: ATP binding; ATP hydrolysis activity. The record is from RefSeq and is a predicted model, not a curated record.
AUGCUGACCCUGGAACAUCUGGCCCAGGCCCUCCGGGCCCCGAUACAGGCUGCAUUCCGGCCGCCAUUGGGCCCGGCUGGGUGGCCUGGGGAGCUCCCGGCGCGGAAACGCCAGCGUGGACCUGCUGAAUCAUUCCGCCGCCGGAAGCCUGGGCAGCUAGAUGCGCCGCACCCGGAUGCUGGCCAGGGGCCAUUGGGUGAUUCUGGACCAUCCCAGGGUGGUGCGCCAUGCCGACUUGGGGAGCAGGAAACGGCUGCGCCAUCAUCAUUUCCGGUAUGCGAAGUCACCAAGGCCGGGACUUCCAGGACACGGAGAGGACAGAGCGAGAGGAGAGCACGCGACGGAGGAAAGGAUCGGGGGUGCGGCUAUCGGGCCACGGACGAGGCCAGGAGACAGCCCCACGAAGCGUAUAUAUGGCAGAGCAGGCCGGGAGACGCUGCAGACGAGCGUGUAGAGCUUGCAGUCCGCGAAACGAGCGCGAGGGAGCGGCGAGGCGUGAGGGGCAGGGUGCGAUCCGGGAGGUGCGAGACGGGCCCUCGGGCGGGAGAGGGCGUAUCAGGAGCACGGCGGCAGCGAGGUCGUCCGCCUGAGCACCAUCACCGAGAACGAGACGGCCAGAGAGAGCGAGCGGGCGGCGGUGCUGAGGACGGCGUCGUCUCUCCCUCGUGUCUUGUCGUCUCGUCUCGUCGGUACAAUGGUAAGCGAUACUCUCAUAUUUUUCUACUUCCCCUGCAUGAUGAAAUUUUUUCCUACAUUCGCAGUUUCCACGCUAGCCGUCGCAUGAACCUAAGCUCGACAGCCAGACAUGAUCCUAUACACGAAAUACUCGCCCAGCCAGCGGCAGUCGUGCUAGAUCUGCCCUGGAUGCUCGCCCAAAUGCAAUGCGCGCUACGCUCGGUGCGCUACGGGCCCUCGAGGACGGCCGCCAGACUCGCCGGAAGCUCCAGAUACCGUCGGCCUGCUAGGAAUACCCGCGCCUUUCACCUCUCGAGCGCAUUCCGGGACACCGCAGACGGUCCUCAUAACCCCGUCGACACGCCCGUGAACAGCAGCAAACCAAUUGACGCAGAGGAGUCGGCCCCUGGGGUGAAAAAUGAAAAUGGCGAGGGGAAGGGGUCCGGCGUGCAGGCGAAGACCGUGGCCGGUAGCAAGGGAUACAGUCCGUACGGGUCUGGCGCUCGACGGGCGUUGAGGAACCGGAAGGUCGAUGACCGCUCGGCCAAGUCGUUUACCGCAGAGCUGCCGGCCUGGUUCCAUCAGCGGAAUCUGAAGCUGGCAGACCAGUCGGCGCAGGUGUCAGAGCUCCUCCCGCUAGAUGUGCAGAUUGCACCGCAGCAGCCUGUUCAGCAGAGCGCAGAGGAUGGGAGUGAGCAGCGCGAGGGUCAUGGAGGCGACGACGGGAGCAGUGGUAAACCCGAGAACGAGCCCCCGUCUACGCCGGAGUCUCGAUACACCCUCAGCCCAGAGGUGUGGCAGGAGCUUCGGGCAGCCGUACAGGCCGGCCUCACCCUCCCUGCAGCUCGAUACGCUCACGAUCCAGCCUCCACCAAGCCUCAUCUUGUCUUUCAAUACCCUGGAGACGGCGGCAUUCUCUUUCUAGACGCCGUGGUCAAGAGCUUAGCUACAGACCUGAACACGAACGUCGUCACGCUGAAUGCGCAGGAUAUUGCCGAGCUAUACGGCCAGCAACGGCAGGAAAACGAUCAGCUAUCUAGCUCCAUGAUGUUGCUGCUCGGCUACGACGUCUAUCAGCCUACACAACGGCAAUCACAGAAGGAGAUGGAGGAAGAAGCAGAGGAGAAAGAGGAAGAUGAAGAGAUGGAAGAUGAAGAGUCGGACCGAUGGUCAGGCCAGUCGGGUGCUAUCCCGGUCACGAAGAUAAAUGCUGAUGUAUCGGGGAUGAUAAAUCCGUCUAUGCUGCAGUCUCUGUUUGGCGGGAAAGGUUCGUUCGGAAUCGCCAAGGUGGUCGUUCCUAGUGAUCGGAAGGAUGAUAUGGACUCUGACGAAGAUGUCCGGUGUCUUCGACUGAUCAACGAACUGCUGGAUGUGCCGCUUGGUAAACGUCUACAGAGCGAGCCAGCAAAGGAGCAGCCAGCAAAGGAACAACCUGCAAAGGACACGUCUGGAACUACAACCGAGUCUACAGAGUCUAUCACCGCCACAACUCUGCCAUCCCCAGAAACGCAAACACCCAAGAAGCCAACUCUUAUUCUCCAAAUACAAGACUACAAAGACCUACUUAAUUCCCGUGGUGGUUCAUUCUUCCUCUCACUACUACACAGGACAGUCAUGCGACGGCGGCGCAACGGCGACCAAAUAGUGGUCGUCGGAACCGUCUCCGAACCCGAAGCCGAGACAGGCUACGAGAAAUCCUUCCCAAGGCUAACACCGAGGGUCUACGACCAGCGUUCUUCCACCAUAGUCGUACCUCCCGCCACACCGUCCAAGGCCGCUGAGGAGAUAUUCUCCAAAGAUGCAAAGAAGAAAAUACUCGAGAUCAAUGUUCGGCAUUUGAAGAGCAUGCUGAAAGCAAGACUCAGAGGUUCCGGAACUGCUGAACAAAGUAUUCUCAACAGCCAGCCGUGGGAACUUGAUGAGGAUACUAUCCGAACCUCUGGUCUUGACGUCGGAUAUUGGCCAUUCGAUCUUGUCCACCGCAUUUCCACGCUUACCCUUGGCCUUGCUAGGGGAGAUGAAAGCUUGACGCUGGAACAUAUCACGCGAGGCAUCGAGAUGGUAGGAAAGAGUGAUCAGGUCAAGUGUGACUGGCUUGGUGAGAGGCACAACAAGUCAAAACCAUCGAAACAGUCCCAGCACAAGGAGAGACGGAAUAAGCUACGGCCAAAAUGCAAUACGCACGAAGAGAAACUUCUCAACGGCGUGGUUGAUGCUGAAGGUAUCAAUACCACUUUUGCAGACGUGCAUGUCCCACCAGAGACCAAGGAAGCUCUAAAAACACUCACAUCGCUAUCUCUUAUUCGGCCUGAGGCAUUCACAUACGGUGUGCUUGCCACCGAUAAGAUACCCGGUUUACUUCUAUACGGGCCCCCAGGAACAGGUAAAACGAUGCUUGCUAAGGCCGUUGCUCGUGAAAGCGGUGCCACCGUGCUAGAAAUCAGCGGAUCGGAUGUAUACGAUAUGUACGUUGGAGAAGGAGAGAAGAACGUCCGCGCCAUCUUCACGCUGGCCAAAAAACUUACCCCUUGCGUGGUCUUCAUCGACGAGGCGGAUGCGAUAUUCUGUUCCCGGACGGGCGCAAGUAACCGCACCUCACACCGAGAACUCAUCAACCAAUUCCUCCGCGAAUGGGACGGCAUGAACAGUCUCUCCGCCUUCAUCAUGAUAGCCACAAACAGACCAUUUGACCUAGACGAUGCUGUCCUCCGCCGCCUUCCACGCCGUCUCCUAGUCGACCUACCGACCGAAAAAGACCGUCUAGCCAUCCUCAACAUCCACUUGAAAGAUGAAAGCCUCGCACCUUGCGUCGACUUGGCUGAUAUCGCAGACAAAACACCCUUUUACUCUGGCUCCGAUUUGAAAAACCUCUCAGUCGCUGCGGCCCUCGCUUGUGUUCGGGAAGAGAACGAUCUCGCAGCACAACACAAGGGAGAUGAACCGUACAAAUACCCCGAACACCGAGUUCUGCGAAAAGAACAUUUCGAUAAAGCGAUGGAAGAGAUCAGCGCAUCGAUCAGCGAGGAUAUGUCUUCCUUGACCGCUAUAAGAAAAUUCGAUGAAAAAUACGGUGAUCGCAAGGGACGACGGAAGAAGGCUCACGGAUUGGGCUUCACGUCUCCUAAUGCGGCGGACGCACCGGGGGCUGAGACCGGGCGUGUUCGGAAUUAG